AGAAAGUUGAGUACAACAGUAAGCCAGUUUUGUAUUGUUGCUUCAGAAACAUUAGACAUUGACUUAAAUGAAUUAUUUAGUAUUUAUGAAUUGAAUUUCAAUCCUCUCCUCAGCUGUCGCAGUCGCGAGGAAAGCCAUAGCGAGAAGAUAACUCUGCUUGAUUGCCAGCGUUUGUUAAAAUACCAAAAUGAUCCUAAUCGAACUCUCGGAGUGGAGCUUAAUUUAAGUCUUGGGUUGGCCUUUUAAAGGCUGAUCUAUUAAAAUGUCAGAUUCUGAGGAUGAAGGACCUGACAAGCAGCUGAAACUCAUUGUAAUGGGAGAUGGUGCGUCGGGCAAGACAUCGUUGUGCAUGAGAUAUACCCAAGAACAUUUCAAAAAGGAGUAUGGACAGACAGUUGGACUUGACUUCUUUUUAAAGAGAAUUGUGUUACCAGGUGGUGUGAAUGUAGCCUUGGAGGUGUGGGACAUUGGUGGCCAGACGAUGGGAAGUGCAAUGCUGUCAAACUAUAUAUUUGGAGCUCAUGGAGUUUUACUGGUGUAUGAUAUAACCAACUACUCUAGUUUUGAGAACAUGGAAGACUGGUACAACUCAGUUAAGAAAAUCUGCAUUGGAGGACGAUUACCUCACAUUGCACUUGUUGGCAAUAAAAUUGACCUUGAGCACAUGCGAACAGUUAAGCAGGACAGACAUCAGAAAUUUGUACAGGAACAUGGUCUGACAAGUUACUUUGUAUCAGCAAAGACAGGAGAUUCAGUAAAUCUGUGUUUCCAGCGAGUGGCAGCUGAUAUUCUUAACAUCAAACUCACAAAGCCAGAGGUGGAACAGCAAAGAGUGGUUAAGGCUGAGGUUAUUCAGUACAGCAACGAGAUGGCUGCUGCACUACCAAAGGCCCAAGAGACAAAGAGUUCAUUUUGCUCCGUCCAGUGAUGGCUGUGUUCUUGUCUCAAAAAGGAGGGGGGAAAAGACAGAUUCUAGGCACAGGAUUUGUGACGUGAUUAUAAAGUAGCAUGUCAGAAAAUGUUUUCCACAGGUUUGAAGUUUGUUGAAUCUUGUCUCCUAGUUCUUAAUCCUGAUUCCAGUGACAGAUAUUGUGUCUUUUCUCAGCUUGUAUUUUGUACGCAGUCAUGCAAUAUCGCACCUCUGUUUUCUGUCUUUGUCAAUAGCCAAAACAUCCACAUGUAAUGCAAUGUACUCUCCAAAAAGCAUUCAGAUUUACCAAAGUAUUUUAGAGGCUUGACUACUUAAGAUGUGAUUGCACUGUUAAAAAUUUGGAACAUUGUAAAAUUAAGUCACGCUUAAACUUAAAUGUUUUCUAAGUUUGCAAGGUGAUCAUUGUGUGUAUGCAAUGUAUAUGUGUGUGAUGUGUGCAUGCUUGUGCACAUUUGAGUGAGAGAGAUACCACACCCAUUGUCCUUCACCCAUUUGCAUAAAAUAUCAGCACAAGACAAGAGAUGUUUUAGUGAGCAGUGCUGCAUUCAUCUUGCCAGUACAUUUUUACAAUUCAAUUAAUUCACUUCCUGUGGCACAUAGUUUUUUUUCUUUGAACAUUUGGCAGUUAUGAGACAAUCUAAUCACAAGUGAUAUAUGAUCAUAAUUAAUGUUGUUUCAUGAUUUUGUCUUAGAUAACAGAGUUAUUAGACAAUAUUGAAAAGAACUUUUAGGAAGUAAGAAAAUGUAGAUGUGUCAAAUGUUAUAGGUAUUGAAAAUGGACUAUCUAAUUAAAGGGUAUAAAAGAGAAUAAUUCUAAUGUUUCAAAGCAGAAUGUUGAACAGUUAGAGCACUAGCGUGCAAAUCCAAAGGCAUGCUGGUUUUGUGGUGCAGCUAACGUGUCGCACGAACCCUAACCUAGCUGUCAGGAAUGGUAACUGACUCCAUGCAAGGUUGAGGGAAAAUAAAGCAACAAGAGGGAGAGUGGGACAUCCCACUCAAAAGCCUAAAGGUUAAGGGAUGAUUUUUUUAAAAUGAUAUAUAAAUAACUGAUGCAUACGUGAAAUGCUUUUUUUGUUGUUUAGUGUACAUGCACACUGGAUUUUAAUUUGUAACUGUUCCCCUCCUCCAGUUAAUUAGUAGACCUGUCAUUUUGAAAGUCAAAAUUUAAGAGGAUAAUAUAAUAAUUUUAAUGGGAACUUAUGCACAGCAUCACAACCAAGACUGCACUCUGUGCACAGACCAGUAAUAAUAGUUGAAAGAUAACAGCCAGUGGACAGUGAGAUACGUAAGAUACUGAGUGAAAUACUGAACAACACAAAGAUGAGGUAUAAGAGUAGAAAGUAAAGCAAUGGAUGAAGGUAUGAAGGGAUGUAGGUAUUAAAAACAGUGUAAGAUGGAGUUGUUAAUGAUGUUAGCAUGACAGUAUUACCAGGGAGUUAAGAAUAGUAAUUCAGGGAUAGUCCUUUGUGAACAGAAUUGUGAGGAAUAUAUAUUGUACUUUUUUUCAAA
Molecule: messenger RNA, 2440 nt
Organism: Pomacea canaliculata
Lineage: Eukaryota; Metazoa; Mollusca; Gastropoda; Architaenioglossa; Ampullariidae
Product: ras-related protein Rab-28-like
Exons: 6
Coding region: 263-928 (221 amino acids)
Cellular component (GO): endosome; Golgi apparatus
Molecular function (GO): GTPase activity; GTP binding
Source: RefSeq, a predicted model, not a curated record